UUUUAUAACGCGAAAACGUGCCCUACAGUAUUCAUACUCCCAUCCGCCGAGAGAGCGACGGUCGGCCGUAUCUAUUCUCACAGAAUUUUCCCUGCGCUGCCGCCGGUGAGCUGCUGUUUGUGCUGCCAGAUAAUUUUCUCUUUCCAAUUCCUAUAAAACAUGAGGCCGAUUUUGAUGAAAGGGCACGAGAGGCCCCUCACUUUUCUCAAGUACAAUAGAGAUGGAGAUCUGCUUUUCUCCUGUGCUAAGGACCACAAUCCCACCGUUUGGUUCGCCGACAAUGGCGAGCGCCUCGGCACCUACCGUGGCCAUAACGGCGCUGUUUGGUCCUGCGACAUUUCCAGGGAUUCCUCAACACUUAUAACUGGAAGUGCAGAUCAGACUGCAAAGAUAUGGGAUGUGAAAACAGGAACUCCGCUCUUCACAUUUAAUUUUGAUUCACCAGCUAGGUCUGUUGAUUUUGCGGUUGGUGAUAAGCUUGUAGUCAUAACUACAGAUCCUUUCAUGGGAUUGUCAUCUGCCAUCCACAUUAAACCAGUUGCUGCAGAUCCGGACGACCAGACUGGUGAAUCAAUUCUCGUUCUUAAAGGUCCGCAGGGAAGAAUCAACAGAGCAGUUUGGGGACCUCUGAACAAGACAAUCAUAAGUGCUGGUGAAGAUUCAAUAAUUCGUGUCUGGGAUUCGGAGACUGGGAAAUUAUUGAAAGAGUCUGACAAGGAGGACGGGCACAAAAAACCUAUUACAUCACUCUCAAAAGCCACAGAUGUUUCACAUUUUCUCACUGGUUCCUUGGACAAGUCUGCCAAGCUUUGGGAUUCAAGGACACUGACACUUAUCAAGACCUACGUGACAGAACGUCCAGUAAAUGCAGUUGCAAUGUCUCCACUUCUUGAUCAUGUGGUUCUUGGAGGUGGUCAGGAUGCAUCAUCUGUUACCACCACUGAUCAUCGUGCUGGAAAGUUUGAGGCAAAAUUCUAUGACAAGAUCCUUACAGAAGAAAUUGGAGGUGUGAAAGGCCAUUUCGGACCCAUAAACGCCUUGGCAUUUAAUCCCGAUGGAAGAAGUUUCUCGAGCGGAGGUGAAGAUGGAUAUGUGAGGUUGCACCAUUUUGAUCAAGAUUACUUCAAUAUCAAGAUUUAAAGAGGAAGAACUCCGUCUGUGGUAGUAAUUUUAUCUCCAAAUUGGGGUCAUGAUAUUUCUGUUGGAGCCAAAAUACACUAGAUUUUACUUACCAAAUUUAUUGUAUUCUCAAUCUGGAUUUCGUAGUUUCUUUUUUUGGCUGAAGUUAGCACUCCGGUUGGUAGGUAUAUUUUAUGACGGACCAUCAAAAACUCCGAGCAAAAAGAAACCUAUGUACUUUACAUAUUUGCGCAAACACAAGUAUUUUGACGCCUCGCUGCGACAUUUGUUUUCAAUUAGUUUUUUUUUUUU
Erythranthe guttata (spotted monkey flower) is the source of this 1431-nucleotide messenger RNA. Its product is annotated as eukaryotic translation initiation factor 3 subunit I. Gene Ontology annotation, molecular function: translation initiation factor activity; RNA binding; protein binding. The record is from RefSeq and is a predicted model, not a curated record. Gene Ontology annotation, cellular component: cytoplasm; eukaryotic translation initiation factor 3 complex, eIF3m. Gene Ontology annotation, biological process: cytoplasmic translational initiation. Lineage: Eukaryota; Viridiplantae; Streptophyta; Magnoliopsida; Lamiales; Phrymaceae.